Molecule: messenger RNA, 2168 nt
Organism: Paramisgurnus dabryanus
Lineage: Eukaryota; Metazoa; Chordata; Actinopteri; Cypriniformes; Cobitidae
Gene: nr2e3
Product: nuclear receptor subfamily 2, group E, member 3
Biological process (GO): regulation of DNA-templated transcription
Molecular function (GO): DNA-binding transcription factor activity; zinc ion binding; sequence-specific DNA binding
Source: RefSeq, a predicted model, not a curated record
AUAUUGAUACCCAAUCGGCACAUUCUUCGUAAUUCUUUGUGACCUUGACUGGUCAUUUUUGAAGGAAACAGCAAAUAGUGGAAAGAGAGAGAGAUUGAGAGACAUGACUCAACCCAAAUCCUAUUGUUUAUUCAUUUCUCUCCACACUCGUUGUGUAUGGAGCUAAUACUGAGUGUGACGGAUUGAUCCAACCCUAGAUGGACAGUAAAGAUUAAGAGGGAUGACAAAUAGGCACUUGCUUACACAGCGCUUGCUACUAAUCCCCUUGUCUUCCUUUAGGGAGCCCACGGUGGACUUAGAGUCACUCACUGUUUGGCAUCACCAAGCACACCAUGAAGAGGUGACAGUCAGACAGAGAUACACUGAACCCAAAACAGAGAUCUCCAUAAGGACCAAAAGAUUUACUGAAGAACUUUUGGUGGAUUCAUCAUCAGAUUUCAAAAGCAAGAUCUUUACAAGGGCGCUCUUUGGAAACUUCUCCAAUAUAUUGAAUGGAGGAUCCAAUGUCUGAAAUGUCCAUGCCAUUUGCAUCAUCCACAGAUUCUUCCAGGAGAAACUCUACAGAUGACAGACACGAGGGUAGAAGUCCAGCUCCUGGCAAAAUCCUAAACUCAGGACUUCUGUGCAAAGUCUGUUCAGACACCAGCAGUGGGAAACACUAUGGUAUAUAUGCUUGUAAUGGAUGCAGUGGCUUUUUCAAACGCAGCGUGAGACGCAGGCUCAUCUACAGAUGUCAGGCUGGUACCGGUAUGUGUCCCGUGGAUAAAGCCCAUCGUAAUCAGUGCCAGGCCUGUCGCUUGAAGAAAUGCCUUCAGGCUGGCAUGAACAAGGAUGCUGUUCAGAAUGAACGUCAGCCACGCAGUACGGCUCAGGUCAGGUUAGACGCUUUGGAUGUUGACAAAGAUAAGGAGCACCUGGCGACCACUCUGGAGCCCACGUCCUCUUCAACCUGCUCUGUCAUCAACCGUUCGAUCCCCAUCAUCAGCUCCACAGAUACCAACCAGCACUCCAGCAGUCCCAAAAACGGGCAUCGCUUCAUGGCCAGCCUCAUGACGGCUGAGACCUGCGCCAAACUGGAGCCAGAAGACGUUGAUGAAAACAUUGACGUGACCAGUAAUGAACCCGAGAGAAGCUCUCCAGAGUACGGCAGUGCUCUCUACCCCACAAGGGCUCCCGAAAGUGUGUACGAGACCUCGGCCCGUCUGCUCUUCAUGUCUGUUAAAUGGGCCAAGAACCUGCCAGUGUUUUCCCAUUUGCCUUUCAGAGAUCAGGUGAUACUGCUCGAGGAAGCGUGGAGCGAGCUCUUUCUCCUGUGUGCGAUACAGUGGUCUUUGCCCUUGGACAACUGUCCCCUGUUGUCCUUACCUGAUCUCUCACCUCCAGGACAGGGCAAGGGAAGCCCAUCCGCUUCAGAUGUCAGGGUCCUGCAAGAAGUGUUCAGUCGAUUCAGACCCCUGCAAGUGGAUCCGACUGAGUUUGCUUGCUUGAAAGCCAUUGUCCUGUUUAAGCCAGAAACACGAGGACUGAAAGACCCAGAACAGGUGGAGAACCUACAAGAUCAGUCACAGGUGCUGUUAGCUCAGCAUAUGCACACUUUAUACCCCAAUCAAGUCGCCAGGUUUGGGAGAUUAUUGCUUCUCCUCCCGUCUCUACAUUUUGUGAGUUCAGAGAGAAUCGAGCAGCUUUUCUUUCAGAGAACCAUCGGGAACACGCCGAUGGAGAAACUCCUCUGUGAUAUGUUCAAAAACUGAGAAGUGUAAAAUCCUCUGGACUUUAGGUGCUUUGCUUCACUGCCAUGCUAGUUAAUAAGCCAAUGAAUCUGCCUGAAUGCUAAAAAGCUCAAAUGUAUAUAGGCCACAUUAUUUUGCAUAGUUUGCAUAUUUUAUAUCUCUUUAUGUCGUAUUUUGUCUCUUUUUAUUUGUGUUAGUUUUUAUACUCAUAACAUUGCUCAUGUCUAUGCAUCUCCUUUAUGUAAAAUCCUAGAUAUCUGUCACAGCCUGUUGAGAAUACAGAUUGCCUUCCAAUGCUCGUAUAAUGCAAUAUUUUUUUAGCAAAAUAUUUGAUGGAAAUCAAAGUUUGAAGACUCUAAAAUGGGAUGCUACUACAUGGGAUGCUUUAUACUUAAAAAUAUAUAUACCUCUAUUUUGUAGGCCAUAUAAAUAAAUGUA